Molecule: messenger RNA, 4057 nt
Organism: Acanthaster planci (crown-of-thorns starfish)
Lineage: Eukaryota; Metazoa; Echinodermata; Asteroidea; Valvatida; Acanthasteridae
Product: peptidylglycine alpha-hydroxylating monooxygenase-like
Biological process (GO): peptide metabolic process
Cellular component (GO): extracellular region; membrane
Molecular function (GO): peptidylglycine monooxygenase activity; copper ion binding
Source: RefSeq, a predicted model, not a curated record
CGAUGCCCGGAUGCUACGACCGAUAGGAGCACGGAGAAAGAGAACCGUCGGCGAGCAAUUUACGCAGAGAGCACGGAUGCACAUCACUACGUGCGUGCCACAUACAGACACACUUACCACAAAAGAACCUGCCCAGCUUGCCCUCGUGGUGGGUGACGCACCGACCUGCUUAACAUACAUGUACCUUGCGUCUCUCUUGUAUAGCAAAGCCUCGCACACUAACGGAAUUCUGGUUCUGGCAACAAUGGCGGACGCUUAUUUUCUCGGCCGUGUUUCUCUUGUUUUUGUCGUUCUUGUAGCUGUAAGUGCUCGUGGUUUGUAUCCUGGUCUUAACUACUACUAUGCCCUUUACGGCGACUACCCAGAAUACUUCGAUGCCUCCUCGUCAUCUGAUGUCCCCGAGGAAGGACUACCGUAUGUUGAUGACAAUGGGAGGUUCGAAUACAACCUGACCAUGCCCGGAGUUAGACCUCCUAAGCCGGAUACUUACUACUGCUAUUCAAUGCCCUUGUCAGAUGAGGUACCGGUCUUCAUUGUUGGUUACCAGCCUUUGGCGCAGAAGAUGACCGCCCACCACAUGAUACUGUUUGGAUGCGCUGUGCCAGGGGGUACGGACACCGUGUGGAACUGCGGGGAGAUGGCGGGAACUGGGGAUAACCCACCUUGUCUGAUGGGGGAGAAGAUUCAAUAUGCCUGGGCAAUGGACGCACCGCCACUCAAGCUACCCAAUGAUGUCGGUUUCGAGGUUGGAGGAAACACAGGUAUUAACUACCUCGUUCUGCAGGUGCAUUACAAUAACGUAGACAAAUUCAAAGAUGGAACACAGGACUUUUCAGGAAUCGGAUUACAGAUGACAUUCCGUCCGCAAGACCAUCUGGCUGGUGUGUACUUCAUGGUGACCAACGACGGAGAGAUCAAAGCAAACACAGAGACCAAAUUGGAGGCAGCAUGUGAAUACCAAGACAGCUCAACUCUCUACCCGUUUGCAUACAGGGUUCACACUCAUAAACUCGGUAAAGUGGUUUCUGGCUACCGCAUCCGAGAUGACAACUGGGAGGAAGUUGGCAAGAGAAACCCUCAGCUGCCUCAGAUGUUCUAUCCUGUAUCCAAUCCCGGUUCUACCAUUGAGAAGGGAGACACACUGGCCAUGAGGUGUACAUUUGAGGGUGACAAGGACAAGGACACAUACAUUGGGUCAACCACCAAAGAUGAGAUGUGCAACUUCUACAUCAUGUUCUACACAAAGAAGGAGCCAAUGCCUGAGUUUGACACCUGCAUCGACUACGACUACCACUGGGUCGACCACCUCAAGAACAUACCCGACAAGCAGGCCAGCACAUUACCUGACCCCCCAGAGAGUGAAUAAAGAUUUUGAUAUGGUGUGUGUGGGGGGGAGUGCUUGAUACCGUUUGGGGUGAAAGGUGGGUAAUGUGAAGUAUUAUGGAAGGGGGACCUAGUCACUGUUUGGGGGGGGGGAAUCUGGGGAAUAAGGUAAAGAUUUGGGUGAAUAUAUUUGGCAAUUUAGGUUGGGGAAAGGGAAAAAGGACCAGUGAAGUUUUGGAAAAAUGUGCCACCAAUUGCAAGUUAUGGCAGCUAUGAGAACUGUGCACACGGUAACAUUUUCAGCAAAAUUUUGAAAAGAUCAAAUAAUUCUUAUUUUGAAGUAUGAUUAGAAGCAAUGGGCUCUGCUUAACAAGAGAAACAAAUUGGGAAAAGGCUCUACUCAUUUGUACAUGUAAAUCAAAAUGCACUCAGAGCUGCAGAUCUUGAAACUUAUUCCAGGUGCGAAAUGGGACAGAGGGGUACCCCCCCCCACAAGUCAAAUGCCUAUACACCCCCUAGAUGUCUGAAGAGUUUCCCUGAGAUAACAGUAUAACAAUGACCAACACAAAGGCGGGGGGGGGUUGCUCUCUGUCCCAUAGUUUGCAUUAAAUGUUAAAACUAGGACGGGAAAUCCAGCUUAGAAAUGGCCGAAUAGGAACACCAAACAAAAAAAGAAUGCAUGUGUGUAGUAGCCAGUUCCUUAUUCUGCAUUCUAUUAAGGGGGCGGGAGCGGUGACCCUUCAAAUGAGGACAGAUGUGGGCAGUCUCAUGUUGCAGUCAUGUUGGUCAGAUUCCCUGAUGCUAUCCCAUUAUAGCCCGAAAGAUGCUGGUUUUGUUGGGCACCAGCCUGUUUUCAUGAACAUCAACUAAAAAAAUGAUAGCUAGGUUCAUGAAUUAUUUGUACACAGCUAUAUAUAUAUCUAUAUUUUUGUUGGCAGGUUGGGUCUGUUCGUGAUCUGUUAGAGUAUGAAACAUUGCACAUUUGUAGUAAAGUUUAGAAAGUGACUUGACUAUGAGCAAGUGUGAUAUCAAACAAGUGAACCUGCAGUACAUGUGAACACCAAUACAUACAUGCAUGUGUGUAUACUUGACAUCUGUGAAUGAGGUAAAGCCAGACCCAUGAAUUUUAGGCAAACUUGCCUUUAGCCAAGGCUUGCUAACUUUGCAGACAACUGGGAAAAAACAAGUGUAGUUUAGUUUGUAAGAAUUUGUGGUCAAAUAAACUGUACAUAAUGUAAGUUAUGAAAUAGCUAUGAUGAUCUUGCCAUAGGGGAAAAAAAACUGUGUGAAAUGUAACUUUUCAGAGACAGUGGAAAUGAUAAUCAUGAAAAUUUUAAUCAAUUUGGAUUGGGUACUUUGUUAACCGUGAAGCUCAAGACAAGAACUGAAACACUAAGACUGCUGAAAUAUGUACAUAUACAUGGAUGUUGAGGUGGCUGGGUAUAGUGUGGACUCGGCUUUCACUAGCGAUAGGCUCUAUUCUGUGACGUCUAUCGAUUGCAUUUGUCAUGUCAAAGGAUUAUACAUGCAUGGUUGGUUUAUUUGUCACCAAUAAAAUAUGCUUUGUUAGCUUCCCCGCUCCUAGUUUCCAGCGCAGUGAAUUGAGGACGAAAGUCGAACUGUGUUUUAUAUAUGACGAGGUAAAUUCGUAAUGAGGUCUAUGGUAAUCAGACACAUUCAACUGUUGCACAAACGUAUAGACCACUAUCAGUUUGGCUACAGUUGUAUGGGUGGCCAAAAUUUGCAUAAAUAUGGCCUGCUGGUGGGUUUCGGAUUUUACUUCCAAUUCAUUCAAAAUGGACACUUGUCCCAUUGAUUUUAAAUUGGGUUAAAUUUUCAUUUAGUAUUCAGUAGCACAUGUAUUUUUAUCUGGUGUUCUGACAGCUGCGUGGGAUUUUUAACACUCUGUGCAUUAUUAUUCUACUUUUAUUCCGACGGCCAACUACAGUUUUAGCAGCCACUUGUAGGAAAAUCACGACUCUGACGUCAAAAGAGCAGGCCCUAUUUUCAAGCAAACUUGACCAAAGUACCAGUGAUGUUAAGUGCUGUUGGAAUGGAUGGCAUGUGCAGUCCUGCAAUGCACAAUUGCCAUGGGAACCUGGAGAGCACACGGUCAAUACAAGAUGUAGCCAUGUUACCCAGGAUAACCCACUCCUAUUGGUAUAGACUGACCAAUCAGAUUCAAGGAUUCAAGUUUGCUUUGACAAUAAUCACCCCUGACAUCCCUGCAAAACCACAGGCACUGAUUUCAUAUUUCUAAAUGGACUCUUCCCAUGGAAAAAUUGGCUAACUUCCCAAAAUUUACUGCUUCUUUAAAAGCAUUUGAGUCAAAAUUUUUCGUAUCUCCAAACACAUACCGGUAUUUCCCGUCUUCGAAAAUCUGGCCCUUUGUCUGUGGUUAUUUCACCAAACGUGUGUUAAAAAUUUCUAAGGAAAUUUGAUAUUACAUGCCGUUCAGACAGGUAUUUGUUAUUUUGAAAUCUGGACAAUUGAAACAGUUAUUAAUGAAUACAAAAUAAUGGGAUAUAUUUUUAUUUAUUGGUGUGAUACAUGAAUAAAGAUAUAGUUUUGUAAGAAUCGGUGAGUUGAAAAUUACUGCCUCAGAAUAACGAUUUCAAAUGCUAGUGUGAUUUUUUAAAGUUAGCAAGGACAGCUGUGUGUUAACGUAAUGUGGUUUUGGUGGAAACUUGUAAUAAAUGACUGGUGUAGGUACAAUGAUGUUACAACAAAUAAA